AUGGCAAACGUCUCAGAAUCGCUAGCGUCUGAAGUUUCUGAGCUUAAAGUGCUUUUAGCACAGACCACAACAAUUGGCAACCGCCGUGAUCUGGAACAACUGCUCCAACGCAAACAGAAUGCGUUAAAUGCAACAUUACAGCAGGCUCAGCCCAUGGAUAUUGAGCCUACGGAGGGAGGGCCGCAGCCUGUUUUAGUGGCAGUGACGCGUCCAGCAGUGAACGAUUCAACGACUUUCACGGAGAUAAGUCGCUUUGGCUGGGAGGAUGAUGGAUACGGCAAAGAGAAAGUAGCCGUCUACAUCAUGUCAGGCAUCGAUGGUGUCGGCGAUCUGCCCAAAGAAAACGUGACGUGCGAUUUCACUCCGUCGUCAUUUGACUUAAAGAUCAUUGGUUUGGGAAACAAGAACUAUCGGUUGGUCAAGCAGCAUCUGGAUAAAGAGAUCGACCCUGCCAAGAGCUCGUAUCGCAUUAAAAAAAAUCGUGUCACUAUCUCGCUUCAUAAAGCUGACAAGAACAAUACAUGGAUGAGCCUCACUGCAAAGAAUCCUCUCAAGACUGGUAAGCCUGAUACGAACGACCCCGCUGCAGGCAUCAUGGACAUGAUGAAGAAUAUUGGUGGGUAUCGUAUUCGGAUAAAGUAUCGACACAUUUCUCAGGGUUUUUAG
Molecule: messenger RNA, 666 nt
Organism: Plasmopara halstedii
Lineage: Eukaryota; Oomycota; Peronosporomycetes; Peronosporales; Peronosporaceae
Product: Calcyclin-binding protein CacyBP
Exons: 6
Coding region: 1-666 (221 amino acids)
Cellular component (GO): nucleus
Molecular function (GO): ubiquitin protein ligase binding; S100 protein binding; tubulin binding
Source: RefSeq, a predicted model, not a curated record